AUGUUGUUCACAUUGAACUCGCCGACAAAGCAUCAAUCGCUCAUCCAGAACACCUCGAAACAACUCUUACGAAUACCUCAAGAACAACUGGAUCCAAGGAUAUUUAUCAUGACCGUCCUAGGCUGCUCAUUCGCCCUUGCCGGCUCCCAAAUAAUCCCCCUCCUUUACCUGACAUUGGGGACAACAAUCGCACGCGACCUCAACGCCGCCAACCUCCUAAUUUGGCUCCUCACAGCCGGAAUCGUCGCUCAAGGCUCACUCGCUCCCUUUGUCGGCCCGCUCGCCGAUCUGUUCGGCCGCAAGAUAAUCUUCCUCGUCGGUCUAGCUUGCUCCAUGCUCGCCGGCAUCCUCUGUGCCGCUACUCCCAACGCAGCCGGUUUCCUCGCUGGACAAGUCCUGUUUGGCUUCGGCGGCGUGAUUCAGGAACUGCUGGCUAUCUCGGUCGUCGCUGAAAUUGUGCCUACUGCAAAGAGAAGUCUGUAUGCUGCGCUGAUCUUGAUGUCGAUUAUUCCUUGGGCGCCAGGGACGAUGUAUGGUAAUUUCAUUGCCGAAGCGAGCUGGAGGUGGAUUGGGUGCACGUUGUCUAUUUGGCAUGCUAUUACCUUUGUUAUUUUGGCGUGGUUUUAUCGUCCUCCGCCUCGAGUGAAUGCCCUUGGCCUGACCAAGCGAGAGAUGCUAGGGCGUAUUGACUGGAUAGGAGGAUUCCUUAUUAUUACGGGAAUGCUGUUUUUUCUCAUAGGCUUAAAUUGGGGCGAUCAACAGUAUGCCUGGAAAAAUGCUCAUGUCAUUUCCUUUCUGGUUGUUGGAGGGGUGCUGAUUGUUGGGUUUGGAUUCUGGGAAUGGAGAAUGAUACAUGCGCCUCGACCUUUUUUCUGCUUGAUGUUUGUUAUUUUUGCAGCGGGCAUCAAUUACAUUGGAGUUGUGGUAUUUUGGCCCAUCGAGUCUAUCAGCAUCAACACUUUACCUAUUGGACUCGGUAUUCUGGGCGGUGCUAUAUUAGUCGCGUUUAUAAUGACGUUCUUCUGCGUCAUGCAGACAGUCGCUGCAGCAUGUCUCGUCCUCGUCAACCCCAGCAGAAUCAGCACAGCCUUCGCACCUAUCAUCCUCUCUCUAAUCGGAACAGGCGGUGUCUUGAUCCCAAAUCAAGUCAUCAUCACAGUCAUAACACCCGACGACCUCAUCGCCAGUGUCACGGCACUAACAGUUGGUCUUCGCGCUCAAGCCCAAGUCCUCGGCCUCUCGAUCUUCUACAACCGUUUCGUCCACCAAGUAACCGCCAAGGCAUACAAAACCAUCGUCCCUGCCCUUCUCAUUGCAGGUGUUUACGACAUUACAACUAUCACCGACUUCAUCACUAGUCUGACUGCUGUUCCGUUCAAGCAGCUUUAUACGGAGAUUCCAGGAUUCGUCACCAGUCAAGCGAAUUAUGAGCUCGGGGCAAAGGCUGUGGUGACUUGUUUUAGCGAGGCUAUCAAGUUGAUUUGGUAUAUCACUAUUCCAUUUGGAGUUUCUGCUUGUAUAGUUGCGAUGUGCAUGGGCGAUGUUUCGAGGUUUAUGGACCAGCAUGUUGCUGUUGUUUUGCAUUGAAGGACCAUCAGAUGACCUAAAUCAUAUAAAGACUGGUAUUGUAUGUAUAGUCAUGCAACGCAGAAUCAUAUUACAAGUCACAAUCAUAUGUGAGACGCACCUCGAAGGCUAUGCAAGGAAGUUGAAGGCAUGAAGACAUACUCUUCACUUGCUUUGUCGAAGCUCAGAUAGGCUCCUCCGCGUGCCAUGAUAUAGAUCCUAGUCUCUAUUUUCUUAGAUCUCGUCCUCUUCGUCGU
Messenger RNA from Mollisia scopiformis, 1823 nucleotides. Its product is annotated as MFS general substrate transporter. Gene Ontology annotation, cellular component: membrane. The record is from RefSeq and is a predicted model, not a curated record. Gene Ontology annotation, biological process: transmembrane transport. Lineage: Eukaryota; Fungi; Ascomycota; Leotiomycetes; Helotiales; Mollisiaceae. Bases 1 to 1587 code for a protein of 528 amino acids. Gene Ontology annotation, molecular function: transmembrane transporter activity. The transcript is spliced from 6 exons.